UAAACCCUCUUUAUGAAAUAAUCGCAAUCAACUAACUGAUUAGUGAUAAUGAUACUUCUCUUAAGUGCCGCCUCUUCUACGUAAUCACUCUCUCCCUCUCUCUCUCUCUCUCUCUCUUCUUUCUCUAGCUUUUGCAUGCGAUUGGGCUUUUAGCGGCUACGGCGGCGAUGAUGAUGCUACAUUGAUUCAAUCUCUCUCUCUCGAAAGAGUGUUCUCAGCUCUUAGGCAGUGGCAAUUCCGUAAUUACCACUCGUCUUCUCUGAUUCGCUUUACCAAUUAAUCGUCUCCUUGAAGCUUUUGCUUGUGCGUUUCCCUGUAAAAGCUGAGUCAUGGAUAAUAAUCCUCUGUAACUCUCUCCCAUUAAAACGCUGUCGUUUCGCUUUGCUAGUAGCUUUUUUGAGAGAGAAGAACUUCAUCACAUUGUGGUCUCUGCAAGUUUUGAAUUUGGGUUUGUGAUGGCGCCCAGACAAGUACCAAAGUCGAGAAAAGCUGGGUCUAGUAGUAAGUUAAAGGCUGCUAACUCUUCCCCUGCUUCUUCAACAGCCUCGUCUCCGAUACUUUAUCAAGAGACGUCCGUGGAUAGCCAUAGCUCCCCUACUUCUUCCUCUGUUCGAAGCAAGCCUCAGUAUACAGGCAGGGUGCCGCAGACUGCUUCUCAGUCCAAAGAAAACGUCACUGUGACUGUUCGUUUCCGUCCACUCAGUCCGAGGGAAAUUCGCAGAGGGGAGGAGAUUGCGUGGUAUGCAGAUGGGGAAACAAUUGUGCGGAAUGAGCAUACUCCGACAAUAGCUUAUGCCUAUGAUCGUGUUUUUGGGCCUACAACAACAACACGCCAGGUCUAUGAUGUCUCUGCUCAGCAUGUCGUUAAUGGUGCUAUGGAGGGGACCAAUGGGACCAUUUUUGCGUACGGAGUAACAAGCAGUGGAAAAACUCACACUAUGCAUGGCGACCAGAGAUCUCCUGGUAUUAUCCCAUUAGCCGUGAAAGAUGCUUUCGACAUUAUACAAGAGACACCAAGGCGAGAAUUUCUCCUACGUGUUUCAUAUUUGGAAAUUUAUAAUGAGGUUGUCAAUGAUUUACUGAACCCAGUAGGACAAAAUUUGAGGAUCAGAGAAGAUGAGCAGGGAGCUUUUAUUGAGGGGAUUAAAGAAGAAGUUGUGCUAUCCCCUGCUCAUGCGCUCUCUCUUAUAGCAGCUGGAGAAGAGCACCGACAUAUUGGAUCCACAAGUUUUAAUUUGCUCAGCAGCCGAAGCCAUACAAUGUUUACCCUGACCAUAGAGAGUAGUCCCUUGGGUGGCAACAAUGAAGGUGAAGCUGUACAUCUCUCGCAGCUGAACCUCAUUGAUCUGGCAGGUUCCGAGAGCUCAAAGGCUGCAACCAGUGGUCUAAGGCGCAAGGAAGGGUCUUAUAUUAAUAAAAGUUUACUGACUUUAGGGACGGUAAUUUCAAAGCUUACAGAUAGGAAGGCUAGUCACGUACCAUUUAGGGACUCUAAAUUAACCAGGCUGCUUCAGUCCUCGUUGAGUGGUCAUGGACGCGUAUCUCUCAUAUGUACAGUGACUCCUGCAUCAAGCUGCACCGAAGAAACACACAACACACUGAAAUUUGCCCAUCGUGCAAAGCAUAUCGAAAUUCAAGCCGCACAGAACAAGAUAAUUGAUGAGAAAUCAUUAAUCAAGAAGUACCAAAACGAGAUUCGCCAACUCAAGGAGGAGCUAGAGGAGCUUAAACAAGGAAUUAAACCAGUUUCUCGGCUAAAGGACAUUAGUGAAGAUAAUAUUGUUCUCCUGAAGCAAAAACUAGAAGAAGAGGAAGAUGCUAAAGCAGCUCUCUUGAGUCGAAUCCAACGGCUGACAAAACUAAUUCUCGUGUCUGCUAAAACUCCACAAACAUCACGAGUUUCUCAUCGUGUUGUUCCUCGGAGGAGACACUCAUUUGGACAAGAGGAGCUUGCUUACCUACCGUACAAGAGGCGUGAUUUGAUGGAUGAAGAGAACCUUGAACUAUACGUUUCUGGUGAAGCUAAUCCUGAGAUUAUAGAAAAUGAUGCGUUUAGAGAAGAAAAAAAGACUAGGAAGCAUGGACUACUUAAUUGGUUGAAACUUAAGAAAAGGGACAACAGUUUGGGGGAAUCAAGCAUUAGCGACAAGUCAAGUGCGGUCAAGUCUAACAGUACACGGUCGACUCCUCAAGGGGAAGGCAGUAAUUUUCAUACCGAAUCAAAACUUUCAGAAAGCUCACCAUUAGAGCCUGGGGAAGAUGUAGAAUCCCUUGAAGACAGCUCUCAUGAGAUAGAGACACCUGAGGCUAGAAGAAGAACAAUCGACCAGAUGGAUAUACUGAGGGAACAGCAAAAGAUUUUAUCGGAGGAGAUGGCGCUACAGUCAAAGUCUUUUAAACAGUUGUCAGAGGAAGCCACCAAAGCCCCUGAAAACGAAGAAAUUAAAGCGGAGAUUAUAAACCUCAACGACGAUAUCAAGGCAAAGAACGACCAGAUUGCUGAGUUGGGGAAACAGAUCUUGGAUUUUGUAAUGGCGUCACAUGAUGCGUUGGAUAAGUCUGAUAUCGUGCAGGCUGUUUCUGAAAUGAGAGCUCAGCUUAAUGAGAAGAGUUUUGAACUUGAGGUUAAAGCUGCAGAUAAUCGUAUUAUUCAGGAACAACUCAACCAAAAGACAUGUGAAUGUGAAGCGUUGCAAGAAGAGGUUGCAAACCUAAAGCAGCAGCUCUCUGACGCUCUGGAACUUGGAGAAGAUAUGAGAUCGAUCACAAGUCACAUGCAACAAAAUGAGGAAAAAGUCAUACAAGCACAGGCAUUUGAGAUUGAGGAGCUUAAACUGAAAGCUGCAGAGCUAAGCGAGUUAAAGGAAGAGCUAGAACUCCGAAACCAGAAACUUGCGGAAGAGAGCUCAUACGCGAAAGAGCUCGCUUCAGCGGCUGCAGUUGAGCUCAGGGCAUUGUCUGAGGAAGUAGCAAGUCUCAUGAAUCGCAACGAGAGGCUAGCAGCUGAUUUGGCAGCAGCGAAUAAGAGCUCGGUUACACCUCGAGGGAAGACAGGGAACCCGAGGAACGGAAGGAAAGAGAGUCCUCUUGUAAAGAGGAAAGAGCAGCAAGACGGCUCGCUGAUGGAACUGAAGAGAGAGCUUAGCGUGAUCAAAGAGCGUGAAGUUUCGUUUGAAGCUGCUCUCGUCGAGAAAGUUCAAAGAGAAGCAGAGCUGCAGAGAACAAUAGCAGAGUCUAAAGAAAGAGAAGCGUAUCUGGAGAAUGAACUUGCUAAUAUGUGGGUUCUUGUUGCCAAGCUGAGGAGAUCACAAGGAGAUAGUUCAGAUAUCUCAGUGUCAGAGACAAGACAACAAACCGGUCAUUUUGGGACUUGAGAGUAUGAUUCGAGCUGUAAUAAAUUGAUUUGAGAUUCGUGAAUUAUUAGUUUGUGUAUUUUAUUUGCAGUUCUCAUUUUCCUUCUGCCGCUUGGCUGUGUUUUUCUCUUUGUUGACAGUAUUGUAAAGGAAGUAUCCUAAAGGCAAAUGAAAGACUCUUGUGCAAAUUUUAGUCUUGCUA
Molecule: messenger RNA, 3555 nt
Organism: Brassica oleracea var. oleracea
Lineage: Eukaryota; Viridiplantae; Streptophyta; Magnoliopsida; Brassicales; Brassicaceae
Product: kinesin-II 85 kDa subunit
Exons: 25
Coding region: 456-3374 (972 amino acids)
Biological process (GO): microtubule-based movement
Molecular function (GO): ATP binding; microtubule binding; microtubule motor activity
Source: RefSeq, a predicted model, not a curated record